UCAGUGGGCGUUCUCAUGACCAAGAACGUUUCAACGGCUUUACCCGAUUUGCUCUAACCCACUGUGGGUUAGGUAGGUUUAGAGGUUGGGUUUGGAUGAGCCUACAUGUUUUUGUUUUUUUUGAAAACUGGGUAAAGCUGUUGAAAAACGUUUUAAACGCCCACUGAUUUGCGAAACAUUUUGGUUUUAAAGAGACACCUGAGCAUACUCAUCAAAACGCCCACAUGCGUCUUCGCAGAUCCUACUCGAAUGAUAUUUGAAGGCUUCAGUGCAUAAAAAAGAACGAGAACGAUAUCAGUUCACUUAUAAGAUUUGUUCAAACCAACCGAUUCGUUCACUUAAAAGAUUCAUUCAAAACUCGUUCACGAAACAAACGCCACUUACCGCAAUGAACUUCUUCAGCGUGGAUAAGUUUUCCCACACUCAUCACAGCGUGCUCCCAGAUGCCCUGUCGAAGUAGAGCUCAAACUAGUGAUCUCUGCUGGAUUGUUUGCUAUGUUCUGAGGUGAACUAUCGCAGCAGGGAUUUGAGUUGCCUUUCUCUUUAAUUCAGCUGGAUACUUUAUUGCGGAGCCCCCACAAAAUGUUGGAGGGCGGGCCGCGCAGCAGCAGUGCAGUGAGUUGUCAAAAAUCUGUUGUGGUGGUGACGCCGAGGGUCCAGAACGCCCACUACGGUAAAUUGAUGUGAAGUUUGACUCGCCAGGGAUUGUUGUUAUAAACGUUGCGAUUGUGGUUGUCCUUUUGAAUUGAGCUGGACGAUAAUGCAGCGCUUUGUCUCACUGCAACUUCGGGCGGCGGACAGGCGCAAGGGCGCGGGCAGUGCAUAGUUAUCCAGUGCGCAAGUGUCAUUCUGCUGGAUUAUCCCAAACAACUGCGUCUCCAACCGCAGCGGGAUGCCUCUGAUCAGCCUGGACGACGACGAGCAGAGAUGGGUCCCGACGCACGUCAACGUGACCGUCCUUCGCGCGAGGGGUCUGCGGACGAAGGGCAAGCAAGGCAGCCGCUACGUUUACACCAUCAUCCAGGUCGGCAAGGAGAAGUACACCACCGGCCUGGUGGAGAAGGCUGAGGAGCCGCAGUGGAGCGAGGAGUGCUCCUUUGAGCUGCUGCCUGGGCUGCUGGAGGCGGGUGGGAUGAGCAGCAACCUGGUGCUCACAGUGAUGCACCGCGUGCUCAUCGGGCUCGACGUGUUUCUCGGUCAAGCUGUUAUUCCCCUCGACAAAGUUUUUCAGCAUGGAAUGUGUCCCAGAAAUGAGUGGCUCAAGCUGCACUCCAAGGCUGGUCGGAAGGAGAAGGAGCGGGGCGAGCUGCAGGUCACCGUCCAGUUCACCCGCAACAACAUGACCGCUAGCAUGUACGAUCUGACCAUAAAGGACAAGCCCCGUUCUGCAUUUGGAAAGCUGAAGGACCGCGUCACAGGAAGAAAGAGAGGAGACGUGGAAUCCUCCUCUGCCAUUUUACCUGGCCGCUACGCCGCACUAUCAGGGUCUGUAGCUCCUCCCUUUGCAGGAGAUGGUGGACCAGAUGAGCCGGGUGAGGAAGAGGGGGUCGAUGUACACCGGAGCAAGGUGAAAGACUUCUUCCUUAAGGGGAAACUGCGCAAGAAUUCAGACACUCGGUCGUGUUCGUCAUUGGCAUCAGACAGUAGCAUUGCAUCAUCCGCCGGGGAUCCAUUCGUCUCAGUAGAGCUGUCCAGAACACCCAUCUACAGCAGCAGAGUGAUGGAGCCCUUCCGAAUGGACACUGAAGUGAUGACUCACAAGCGCGCACACAGUGAUGAAGCCAGUAAGAUCACAGGUGUUCCUCAUCCCAGCCCUGCUGUGGAAAACCUUAAAGGCCAAAGUAUGCCGCUCUCCAAAUCAACCCUCUGCAUCAACGGUAGCCACAUCUACUCAUCCGAGCCUGUCAGCCCCAAGAGUCCAAGCACUAUCCCGGCCAAGCGCUCCCUGCUGGAGAAAUGUGCACCCCUUUCUCGCUCUCUCCAGAAUCUGACCCGACGUGGUGAAGACUUGCACAAGAGCGAUGGGAGACGUUGGUCCAUUGAAAAGAGCAAGAAGGAGGACAGUGAGGCAGAUGAAGCUCAGAGUCGGACCCAAGGAGCCGCCACCUCAGCGGGGAAGCAAGUGCAGGCUGCUGGACCGGUGGAAGUGGUGGAUAAAGGAAAAAAGCUGAGGAAAACUUUGUUUUCUAGCGGGCGGAGUGACUCUCUCCCAGCCAAGCCAGAGCAGAGCCAGGUUUCUGCUCCUCUUGAGGGCAGACGCAGAGGAUGGUUUGGCUCCGGUGACUCCCAGAACAAGCCAAGGCUGGGAGUCUCUCCUAAGGUAGAGAGCAGCUCAGACACCCCCUGUCAGAUCCCUUGCUCCCCCAGUCAGCCCCCAUGCUCUCUUCCCCUCGGUUGCACUACUGGCUCGGUGUCUCCCCCUAGUGGCAAUCACACCAACCCAUUCACCCACUCUUCCCCAACACCCCCUUCCAUCUCUCCCUCCAACCCUUUCCUCACACGACUACAUCAAAACCCCUUUUUUGAGGAUCUUAUAGCCGAGGAAGCACUGAAGUCUCCGACUGCUGGCUACUGUUCUCUUAAUUCCAGUCUUUGUCAUUAUCCAGUCGGAUGCAGUCCCCUCCAUAAUGGAGCACAGAACAAAAUGUAUGCAGUAAAAUGGGAAAGACCCAGAAGUAUGUCCAGACAGAGAUCUCUUCCAGCUAUUAUGCCUGAGACACCAGAUCGAAACUCAAAAACUAAUCCGAACCACUCUCUGUCUGAGAGGGCUGGGGAAUGGGAUGAUUUUGAAGCAUUUGCCACCAGCCGGCUCAAAUCACCAAGUGGGACUCCAGCCAGACCUCCAUCGGCACCGUUUCUCUCACAGGUACCAAAUACAAACCAGUGUGUAAACAGCAAAGCGAACAUUGGUUUAAGGGUUGAUGAAGUUGACAUGAGUGUUUCAAGGCCAUGGGAUCUGCCUCCUCUACCACCACGUAGACCCAUGAGGACCCAAGGGAUCACCACGGACAGCUGGUUGGAUAGAGCCCAGGAGCUGGCUGUGCAGAAAGAGGCCUGCUUCCUUUCCCAGACUGACUUUGCCUCCCUUCAGCAUGUGAGAGAUGGAGAUGUGAAGAGGAACUCUCAGAUUUUAUGUUCAGAUAAAGAGUUGCACCAUAUUUCUUCAGUAGGGUGUAACAAGAUAGAUGCAGAGUUGCACAGCGGUAUCAGACUGAACGAAUUAAUGGUUGGGGAAGCAAGGGGUCAUGAUUUUGCCACAAACAACAAUGGUACUGGCUCACCGAAUGGUUUCGGUGAAGAUGCACUCGGAAGUUCUGAAUCUGAGUACACAGUUCCUGAAACUUUGUGUUUCCCAUCUGACUGGGAAACCACAGUGACCGAAUCACUUUGCAGUUCACCUCAGACCCAACCGAAACACGAUUCAGAAUCGCCCUGUGAAAUAAAGGUCUCCAAUGAACAACAAUGCAGGACUAAAACCGAUGGCGUGGGUUUGUUGACCCUCUCACCUAGAGAUUCGAACAACAACACAGAAAGUACUUCAGAGUUUGCUUUUAUUGAUUCUGAAAGUUCACCGUCUGAGUUGCAACCAUCUUUUGAAAUGAAUAAAGAUGGUGUUAAAUCAUCCAAAAAUUGUUCAAAUUUGCACUCGAAUGGUUCCUCGCUUCCCAGAUGCUCCCCAGGAUUACCAGAGGAUAUAUUGUGCAGAAUAGCAUCAGAGUUGGAGAUAUUUUCACCAAAAAACACCCGUAGUAAUAUCACAUCAUAUUUGUCUGACUCACAAAACCAUAAUCAUGGCUCGUCACCUUUUGAGAGAUCUAGUGAAGAACUGGGAGGACAUAAAGUCGACACUUGUGAACACCAAAACACUGCUUCAAACUGUGAGUCUUACAACGUGGCUGACGUUCUCCUCAACAAAGAGAUCACUGUGAUCACUCAAACAUGCUCAAGCAAAGACAACACUGUGACAAUGCAAAUCAAACAAGAGGUAGCAAAAGACAAUGACUUGCUCACUACACAUGAUAGCAUGGAGCAUAAUCAUUUAACAGAAGGUAACCUAAACUCUGAAGUCUGCUUCUUAAAGAACAACAAGGUCGAGGAAUCUUGUUCGACGCUGGAGGAACAAAUAAGCUUCGAGGACUUGCAUGCUAGGGUAGCUCCAAGAAACUCCAGAAGCCCUUAUAAAACAGAAGUCAGAUCAGCCCGCAUCAGACCGCACUCAACCACAAGCUCACCCAAAACUGUCUCGGGUGCCGAUUCCCUCCCAGGCUCUCCUCAUCCUACGUCAGAUCUCAUUUUGCAUGAUCCUUCCCCUUCACCCACCCCAUUAGCAGGUACUAAUUCCUGUCUCCACCCUGACCCUUCUCUUCCUGCGAACCCCCCAAUCGAGUUGCCCAGCAUGGGUUCCACAUGCUUCUCCACCGCCCAGCCCCACGUUGACGCACCGCUCUCCCUCUCACCUGAGGAGACACAGCCAGCUAACGUCCUCCUGCCCCAUGAGGAGAGCAGCCCUCACCCAGUGAAGCCCUUGACCAACACGACUCUACAGGGAGAGAAGAAACCUGAAAGCCGCUCAGUGCUGGAGAAACUCAAGUCCACCAUCAACCCAGGACGAUCCGCACCACCAACCCCUGCUGAGGAUGAGAAAAACCAGCUGGCUCUGAUGGAGGCUCGGGCUCAGUACCAGAACAUGACUAACAUGGAGCUGAUAGCUCUGCUGCUUCAGCAGGAAAUGGAUGUCAAGAAGCAGCGGGCUGAAACUGAGGUGCAGGUGGCGUUAUUGGAGAAACGUGAGGCCGAACUGAAGAAGAUGAAGGUUCAGGUCAGAGACCUGGAGGACUACAUUGACAAGCUGCUGGUGCGCAUCAUGGAACAGACGCCGACCUUGCUGCAGGUACGCACCAGACCAAAAUGACUACAGUGACCUGCUCCGUCCCGAGAACACCUCAUAUUGUUCUAAAGCCAUUUGUGAUGCUCUGUUAACUUUCAAAACUGCCAGAUUCACGUAGACACGAUAAAGCUUUGCAUGCUUCUUACUGGAUUUCCAAAUCCACAAUCAUUGAGGUUUAGCAUACUCCUAGUCAUGCUAUGAGCACAAGGCAGUGGUUAAAAGUUUAAAAAAAAAAAAAAAGAAUGUAUAAUUAGAUCUUGUUGAUCACGUGUAGAUGUAAAUAUUCAUAGAAUCUACACAAAUAUGUCGUCUUCAUAAAUAUGCUAAUUUCCAUAAUAGGAAAUAAGUUCUGGGAUCUUUAUGCAUUCAAAAUGUCAAACAAACUGUCUCUAAAUUUAUACAAAUCCAUAAAUGCAAGUAAAAAAGCACUGCCUUUAUUAAUUGGCUUCUUUAACCGUUAACACUCAUCUUUCCUCAUAAUUGGACAUAUUUGGAACAAAAUGAUAAAAUAACACUAAAAACAAAAACUCUGAAACUUCUCAACUAAUGUGUCAAACUUCCAUAUCUCAGUCCUGUCCAUAUUUCAAGAAAAUAUUGUUUCAGAUUUAUUGACAUGGUAUUCACAUGGUAUUAAAACUAAUACAUUACACUGUUCGAUAUGAAUCCAGAGAUUUAAAACAGUAAUAUUUAAUACAUAAUAUGUAGUCUAAUACACCUUGUGUCAAAGUUGAUGUAAAAUACUGCUUUAAUAUUAUGUAAAUGUAAAUAAAUAUCUUACUUCUUGAUAGCUUUAAACGCACCUUAAUGCAAAACCGUUGUGCUUGAGCCAGUCAGCUUUGCCUCAUAGAACCGCUGAUAUUAGUGCAUGCUCACUUCCAUCAAGCACUCGCACAAAAGCAGAGAUUGUCUCUGCAAACAUGUAAGCUAUGCAAUACAACCUGCUAAGCUGUAGCUUGAGUUAAUAUAUGCUACACAAAAGAUAUCCAUGAAGCCUUAGCACUGUAGCAUACUUAGAUGAUUGCUAAAGUAGCAAGUUUAGUGAUAUGCAAAUGCCUAAGCUUUCUAAACCACAAAAAACGAUGGAAGAUCUGUUGUUUGUUUUACUGCAUUGUAACUUCAUCGUGUUUAGUGAUUUUCUCUGAUAUUCAUUCUGAUUGUGUUUUAUACCAUUGUUUUUGUUCUGUUUUCAAAGAUAAAGUUACAUGUGACUUUUGUUCAUUAUACAGUAUUCAGUGUUUUCUUGGUUGAUGUUUCCUGAUUUAUUAGGCUGAUGAGAUGAGAUUCUGUCAUACAAGAACAUCAGUUCUAUGUCUCAGUAUUGGACGUAAAGAAAGUACAGGGUUCCUGUUCAUUUUGUUGACUCAAGGCAUCAAUUAUUUUGUGUAUCACCA
Messenger RNA from Sinocyclocheilus rhinocerous, 6279 nucleotides. RefSeq names its product rab11 family-interacting protein 1-like. The coding region runs from base 893 to 4912 and encodes 1339 amino acids. Lineage: Eukaryota; Metazoa; Chordata; Actinopteri; Cypriniformes; Cyprinidae. Gene Ontology annotation, cellular component: phagocytic vesicle; early endosome; recycling endosome. Gene Ontology annotation, biological process: regulated exocytosis. The record is from RefSeq and is a predicted model, not a curated record. The transcript has 6 exons. Gene Ontology annotation, molecular function: small GTPase binding.